UCGCCAUGAACAAAUCGAAAUCCUUGACGAUAAUCAAUCUAGCAGAAAAAGCGAAAUUUUACACGUCCCUAUGUCUGGGGACCGUCGCUUUCGUUUCAGUUUUCGCUUUUCUUUUUUUGAUUCCGUUCGUUGUCGACCCGGCCAUUACUAGUUUAAUGGCGGAUUACGAUACCGUGCCAGUAACGUGCAUAGCCACUAAUCAUAUAUAUACCGAGGGCAUAUCAAAUUGUUCUUGGUCUUCGUGCAAAGAGGGUUGUACCAAAGAAGCGACUAGAUGCCAUCAGAUAUACGUCAAUUAUUCAAAAAUACCUUUUAGGGAGUUCAAAUACCAAAGUCACGUGAGUUGGGACGUAGUUGAGACGCGGUUUUUAAUUAAUCCAGAGGGAUGCGGGUACCCGCCGUCAGUAAACUGUUCCCACUUCGCUAAACAGUACGGCUACACCACCGCCGGUACCCCAUUUCCCUGUUAUUACAGCAGGGUCUAUCCCGAAAUGGUGGUGGCUCGUUAUUCGUGGGACGAUACGUUACGUCACCUAGUGUUGUCUUUAGCCAUACCGAAUUUGUUGUUCGUAGCUUCAGUUGGGGUGCUAAGCUAUUGGUACUGUCCGGGAUGUGGCAGAACCUGUCAGAAAUAUAUGCACCAUUUCCCUGCAGAAGAGGACGAAUAUGAGGAAAAUACUUAUUAUAAUAGCCAAAGUUUUACGAAAAUCCAUGGUUAACACUUUCUAAGCUAUUUUACACCAGAUUCUAUAGAUAACUAUAAAAACUCUAUCGCAUCAAUAAAUUAUAGUACAAUUCGCUUAAAUAUGGAAUAAAAAGUUCCCUAAAAUAUUCGCAUUAUAAUUAAGUUAUUCGGGAGAGACGUUUUAAUAUAAUGAAUUGUAAAAUGUUAUCAUAUGCGAUUAAAUGAACGUAUAUUAUAUUAUUGUAAAUAAUAUUUAUUGUUGAAAAAUUUUAAAUUCAAUUCGCCCAAUUACAUUGCCUUUUUCA
Molecule: messenger RNA, 990 nt
Organism: Cylas formicarius (sweet potato weevil)
Lineage: Eukaryota; Metazoa; Arthropoda; Insecta; Coleoptera; Brentidae
Gene: Teh2
Product: protein tipE
Exons: 2
Coding region: 6-719 (237 amino acids)
Biological process (GO): regulation of sodium ion transport
Molecular function (GO): sodium channel regulator activity
Source: RefSeq, a predicted model, not a curated record